This is a messenger RNA of Oryza sativa Japonica Group (Japanese rice), 1354 nucleotides long. Its product is annotated as putative cysteine-rich receptor-like protein kinase 12. Gene Ontology annotation, molecular function: protein kinase activity; ATP binding. Lineage: Eukaryota; Viridiplantae; Streptophyta; Magnoliopsida; Poales; Poaceae. Gene Ontology annotation, biological process: protein phosphorylation. The record is from RefSeq and is a predicted model, not a curated record.
CCCCCCCCCCCCCCUUCUCUUCCCUGGAGAAGAAAUCCGUUCAUCUCCUCUGCCCUGCUGCGUCCUUUGGUUGUUGUGUGAGCAGCAGCUAGCACCUCUGCAGCUGCAAAGCUUCUCCAGUGCUCAAUAAUCAGAAAUGGAAAUACCGACACCUGAGCUAUCAUCACAAUUUCUGAAGGAAAUCACUAAUGAGUUCUCUGAUGAGCGAAAAGUUGGUGAAGGUGCAUUUGGAAUAGUGUAUAAGGGAAUGCUUAAAGAUGGGACAGAAAUUGCUGCGAAGAAGCUUCGGGAAACAUCACCGAUUCAUGACAAUCAAUUUAAAAAUGAGGUUGGGAGUCUUAUGAAGGUCAACCACAGAAAUAUAGUCAAGUUAAUUGGCUACUGUUAUGAAAUACAAAAGAAGGUGGUGGAGCAUAAUGGAAAAUAUAUUCUUACAGAGGCAGUAGAAAAACUGCUGUGCUAUGAAUAUAUAUCUAAUGGAAGCCUUGACAAACACCUUUUCGGUGAAUCAAGUCGACUUGAUUGGCACACACGCUUCAAUAUAAUUAAGGGGGUUUGUGAGGGUUUGCAUUUCCUACACAAAGGAUCAGAAAGACCUAUUAUUCAUUUGGAUAUUAAACCUAGCAACAUACUAUUGGAUGACAACAUGGUGCCAAAAAUUGCAGAUUUUGGUCUAUCAAGGCUCUUGGGUGAAGAACAAACCAGAGUUUGCACACAAAAUGUCAUGGGAGCAAUAGGAUACAUGGCACCGGAAUAUUUAUAUCGAGGUGAAAUCUCCACUCAAUCAGAUAUAUACAGUUUAGGUCUUCUAAUUAUCGAGAUCACAACAGGGGAGAAAAACUUCCCCAAUAGAGAGGACAUCAUUGCUAAGAACUUCAUUGAGAAUGUACGCCGAAAUCGGACCAAUAUUGUGCAUAUAUCACUGAAGUACCCAUCGUUAGACACAAAUUGCCUCCAGCAGGUAAAGACAUGCAUUGAAAUUGGACUGAGCUGUGUUCAGACCAACCGGAAGGACAGGCCUUCUAUAGGGGAAAUUGUCAAUAUGCUCAGUUGAGGAGCACCAUACUCCCUUGUAGACAAGAUCUCUCCCUUUCCAACAUGGUCGUCAGUUUGGGAGAGGCACUGGAGCAACCGAGAUGUAUGAGCCUUAUCAUUUAUGCUUCUUAGCUACAAGAAAUAAGAUCCUAUGAAAGAGAUUCUCAUCUCGAAAUAAAUGUUCUUACAGAUUCCAUCUCCUUUUGUACUUGUAAUCAUGAUAUAACAAAAUAUUGGAGAAAACAUUGUUUCCACUCUCCAAUCAUGUGUUCGACACAGAAAAUUAUAAGUUUUAUUCAAUUCCUCUUUGAUGAUACAA